AUGUCAGUGAUUCCCAUAUUUGGGUGCACCAUAAUUUUCAACACUAUUUUAGCACAACUUCAAACAUUCUCUGUUCAACAAGGAAGCACCAUGAACACGCAGCUCAGUCUCAGUUGGCUCACAAACAAGUUCCAAAUCCAAAUCCAAAUCCCACCAGCAUCUCUUCAAUCCAUCCCUUACAUCAUGCUCAUAUUUGUAGUCCCUCUUUAUGAGACCGCUUUCGUACCCAUAGCAAGAAAAAUCACUCGAAGGGACUCUGGAAUUUCACCUCUUCAAAGGGUUGGAGUAGGUCUCUUCAUUGCAACAUUUUCAAUGGUUUCAGCUGCAAUUAUAGAGAACAAGAGAAGGAAGUCUGCUUUGAAUUAUUCAUCGAACAACAAAACAAAUCUCAUCUCCAUCUUUUGGAUUGCGCCGCAGUUUCUUAUCUUUGGCCUAUCAGAGAUGUUCACUGCAGUUGGCCUAAUUGAGUUCUUCUAUAAGCAGUCAUUGGAAGGAGGAAUGCAAUCCUUUUUGACAGCCAUGACUUACUGCUCCUACUCUUUUGGCUUCUAUUUGAGCUCCCUCUUAGUUUCACUUGUCAACAAAAUCACCUCUUCAAGCACCUCUUCUGGCCAUGGUGGAUGGCUCAGUCACAAUGACCUCAAUCAAGAUAGGCUAGACCUUUUCUACUGGUUGCUAGCUCUUAUUCAAAUUGGGCACCCUAUAAAUAAAUUUAAUUCGUAA
Messenger RNA from Camellia sinensis, 723 nucleotides. The record is from RefSeq and is a predicted model, not a curated record. Lineage: Eukaryota; Viridiplantae; Streptophyta; Magnoliopsida; Ericales; Theaceae.